UCGAUACAUUGCACAUUCUUUCUACCGACAUGUGUAUUUAAUGUGUUGUUUUAAAAAAUAUAAACAUUAAUUUUCUACCUAAUUAGGAAUUAUCGCGCGUGUUUUUGUUUUUAUCAAAAAAUUAAUAAUUGAUUUGUUAAUCGAUUCUUCUCUUUUUUUCCACAUCUCUCGACAACGUUGUUUUUCUUUCUGCGUUGUUCUCUAUGCGCAAACGUAUCUUCAAAGAUAUAUAUGAUUUUUUGCAAAGCACACACAAUAGAUAUAAUAGAAUGAGCGAAGAAAAUAAACAAAAAUCGUGUAACAAUUCUCAACGAAAUAACAUAGGUACUCACAUCAUGGUUUCGAUACUUAGUAUCGGUAUCGGUUCUAUAUUGUUUGCGUAUGUGGCAUUUGCUUCAACGAUACACAACGGUACACAAACUUCUAUACAACAGGUGAUAUUUGUUUUUCGACAUGGAGAUCGUAAUCCUACGGAAACUUAUCCAAACGAUCCAUAUCGGAAUUACAAAUGGCAAGGUGGUUGGGGAGCUUUAACAAAGGAUGGUAUGCUACGAAUGUAUAACAUUGGUCAAUGGAUUCGCACUGAAUACGGCUCGAUAAUUGGCAACACAUACGAUAGUACUCUAUCUCUGACGCAGAGUAGUUAUGCGGAUCGGUGUAUAAUGUCCGCGCAAGUUUUAUUAGCAGGUUUAUAUCCACCAACCAAUGAAGAAAUUUUUGUAUCAGGUUUGACCUGGCGACCUGUCCCUGUUCAUUCGACUCCUAGACAUUUGGAUAAGAUGAUUGUAGUUAAAGCACCUUGUCCAAGAUUAGAAAAAGCUUUGAAAGAAGCAUACGUGAACGAAUCUAGACGUCCAGAAUCUCCAUCAAGCAAAUAUUAUCAAGAACUUUCUAAUUAUACCGGGCAAAAUAUUUCAACGAUUACCGAUAUUGAAUUUUUAUAUAACACUUUGGAAAUUGAAGAACGCAAUGGUUUAAAAUUACCCGAAUGGACAAUCGAAUACUAUAAUCAACAAAUGCGUGAAAUCGCAGCUCGUAGUUUAGCCAUAUUUACGAGUAAUACAUUACAACAACGACUUCGUGGAGGACCAUUGCUUAAAGAAAUUUUGGAGCGUUUGAAUGCUUUUAAUAAUCAAAAUACAAGACGAGCAUAUUUUUAUUCUGCUCAUGAUAUAACUCUCGUUAAUUUGUUGAGAACCAUGGGUUUCACGAAUGAAUAUUUUAAACCUGAAUAUGGAUCGACGCUUAUUUUUCAAUUGCAUGCUGGAUCCAAUUUUACAGAAGACAUGGAAUUGAAGUUGAUGUAUCUAAAUGAUACAAAAGCUCUUAUACCACACUAUAUGAAUAUACCUAAGUGUGGUACACCUUGUCUAUUAAAGAAUUUGAUGAAAUUGUGGAAAAACGUGCUUCCCGAUAACUGGGAUAAUGAAUGCUUACAUUCAUAAUUCUUUUUAAGAAUUGUUUUAGCUCAUAUAAAUUGGAUACUCAUUAACUUGGAAUAAAUAUGAAUGAAUGAUAA
This is a messenger RNA of Apis laboriosa (Himalayan honeybee), 1519 nucleotides long. Its product is annotated as lysosomal acid phosphatase-like. Gene Ontology annotation, molecular function: phosphatase activity. The transcript is spliced from 7 exons. Bases 204 to 1445 code for a protein of 413 amino acids. The record is from RefSeq and is a predicted model, not a curated record. Gene Ontology annotation, biological process: dephosphorylation. Lineage: Eukaryota; Metazoa; Arthropoda; Insecta; Hymenoptera; Apidae.